Messenger RNA from Mesorhabditis belari, 2982 nucleotides. The record is from the annotation of a GenBank genome assembly. Lineage: Eukaryota; Metazoa; Nematoda; Chromadorea; Rhabditida; Rhabditidae.
AUGGCGAUCGCCACCUCGUAUAUGGCCGCCUACACCAGUUGCUGGCUGGAAAACGCCGUGCUUGUUGGGCUCGUUGACUUUGUCAACGAGACGAUGGUGACUGAAAUGGCCAAAAUUGCUGACGCCUCUGGAAACCCAGGAAGCCUCUACUACAUCAACAUGAGAGGGAACAAAGCACAGAAGAGCUUCAAAGAGAGUGACCUCUACGACUACAGUCUCUUCAAACCGCUUAUGGACGACCCACAAGAACCGAUCAUCCAGCAAUACAACAUGUUGGACACAGAGCAAUCUGGAAUCGUCACGAUCUGCAAAAGAAUGGCCUACUGUCAACCGCCAAGAUGCCCACUCCAAGAGUUUAACCUUUUCGUUGACCCGGCGAUGAUCGAGUACCCGACCGAGGCGAUGACAUUGGGUGGCUACACAUUCAAGCUAAAGUGCCUGCAGAAUGCCUCGAAUUCGGUCCAAAUGAAGUGCACCGAGAAAGGCUACUGGGCCCCUCACCCGUCACUUCUUAAUUGCCCGUCAUUUGCUCCGCCACCACCGGUCGACCGAGGUGAGGAUGAGGUGAUGAACUACACAAAAUGGCACGACAGCUGUGAUGAAUGUAACCCCAAGGGUACCCGGCACUGCUUAUUCCGGGAGAAGGACGAGAAGACCAAGGCCAAGGAGUUCCGAUGUGUUUGCCAGGAUGGAUGGAAUGGCCUCUACUGCACGUUCAAGCCCGAAUUCUGCAGAAAUGCCAGCAAAGACUACUGCAAUCUCGGCAAAUGUGUGGAUGGAGAAAAAGGAGCUCGAUGUGACUGCAUGCGUCUAUGGAUUGGCGGCGAGUUCUGCGAGUACAACUUCACCAAGCGCGCCCUCCUCCCCACCGGUGAUGAGCUCCCUAUCUUCGAUGGAACUUAUGUCAGCUACACGAGUCUUCUCAUCUUGUCCAUCACAAUCCACGUCUCCCAGUCGUGGCUCAAUAUCGCCAAGAGCAACGUCGUCUUCCCCCGAAAUAGUCGGAAGGCUGAUUGCAUCCAGAGCGUCUCACAGAAUUUUGUGGUUUCUGUGACAGCAAUCUGGUCAGGAUUCCAGCUCGUCUUCGACCACCCGCCGAUUUUCGCCGUGAACCUCGUUGCUUGCCGCCUCUCCCAUUGGUUUCUCGCUCUUUGCAGCCAAUUUGUGGCCUGGAACUGGUUAGUCCAAUCGUGGAACGCGUACAUGGUGGUAAGCGGUCGAUCGAUCAACCAAUACAACGAGGACAUCGAUGGAAAAAGGAGAUGGUGGCUUGGACCAUUCACCCUUUCACUGUUCCCCUUCUACGUCUUUUUCUGGUUUAACUCGUUCGUCGCCUUGUACGGCUACAACCAGAUGGGCUCACUCUGGACCUGCUCCGCUCGAUUCACCGCCGAUACGUAUCUCAUUUGGGGACCUGAAUUGGCGAUGCAAGUAGCUCUGUUCGGGUUUGCCUGGGGAUUCAAUAUGGCUGCCCAAUUUAGGAGAGCUCAAACACCGCACGGAUGGAUUUGCACACUCAAAUGGUUUGAAGUUAACCGUCCACUGGAAAUCGAGAAAGCUUUGCGUGUCCACCGCAACCAGGUGUUCAUGUGGUUAGGCCCACCACUCCAGUUAGCCUACUGGAUCGCCGCCAACAUGGCGAGCAACCGGAACACCUGUACCCUCACCUGGACCGCCGCCGCACUUGGAUCUGUUUAUGGGGCGGUCAUCUUCGUGCAAGGACUCAUCACCCACUCGCCGACGUACAAGUAUGUGGUCAAAUACGUGAUGAUCUAUGCCCCGAAAUGGAUGAGCCCGCGCUUCGACCCGACUACACUCAGGAAUCGAUUUGAGAGACUGGCGAAGAACAACAAGGCCCGAUUGCACAAGGAGAAGAAUGAGAAGAUGAAGAAGAAGUUUGGAGAGCUGCCUGCUCAACUCGUCUAUCACGUGCCAACGAAUGGACCGGACACGGCGAUCAGCCCAUGGAAAUUCCACCCAUCGAUAAAGCAGUAUAUUUCGGAGUACAAGAGACGUGUGCUUAUCAAGCAGAUGUUGGUGACUUUCUCUAAUAAGUUUUUACAGCGCCUCGUCAACAACUGCAAGGCGAACAAACUCUUCGAAGGGAAAAGCCAACGGGAUCAGACGUGGGCUCUCCUUGCUAUCGUCCAGAAACAGCUGAUCGACCUUGACCACUUCGAGAUCCCGGACGAUUCCAUCCCGGACAAGUUAUUGUUGACGAAUGCAACGGCUCAUCCAGCGGACCAGUUCGAGUCGAUGAUUCUCAACAUCACCAAAUGGAUCUCGAGCGACGCAUGGAAGAAGGCGAACGCCCGUUACCAGAAAUAUCAUGAUGGAGUGGCACCACUGAUAGCCGUGAUGAAAUGGCUUAAAUACAUCCCACCAAACACGCCGGAUCACGCUAGUCACAUAUCGGUGGAGAAAGACGCCUCUGGGGAGAGAGGAUGGAGACAAUUCGAGAGACCACCGGAGAUCGUCUUGGAGUCACAGCUUCCUGAGCAAUUCGAGUUCCUGGAAGAGGAGCUGGUGAUGAGGAACGAGCGCUAUGAUAAAAUCUACACCGAUGAUCCGAUGUUCGCCCAAUGGAUCGGCACACCGUAUGAAGAGGCUGCACGAGAGAUUAUGAAGCCCGUCGAGGCGUUCAUCUUGGAUGAACAAGGGCAACCCGGGAUGACCAUCAACCCGCGAGAAAAGCCCAUUGAGAACUGGUUCCUCAACGACGCGAGGCCAGGAUUUAUUGGCCCUCGAGAGCGAUCCCCAGUUGAGCUCGGGCCGCUCACCGACCACAUCCGGGCAACGUGCUACUUCCAGACGUGCCUCGACGCCGGCUGGAGACCGAUCGCGAGAACCCAUCUCAACCAGAGGGAACGCUUAUUGAUGGGACCUCAUCCAUUAGACGGAUAUGUCCUUGGCAACCGCGUGGACGCCUUCGAGGACGAUCCAAUUGAACUCCAAUCGGGCAAUCCGUACAAUGGACCGUAU